CCCCCUUUCUUUGCAUACCAUUGUAAAUAAUACCAAUCUCAUGGGUUAGUUCGUAUUGCGAACGCCUGCUUGAUAGCAUUGUCACUUUGAGCGAUAAUUUAGCGCUGCAAGACUUGAGUGAGUGCAAAUGGUGUAUAAAUGUUUCGAGAUACAAUGUCGAAGCACCUAAUACUUGUUUUAGCAACUUGCUUGUCUGUGCAAGGUGAUUACAAUGAUUUAUUCACGAAUCCAACCGGAACAUUCUAUCAAGAUCUUUCGCUUCAAAAUAGAGCAAAUGUACAAAAUGGCGUACCGGCACAAAGAUUGCCUGUAAAUGGAUUUGGAGACGUAAGGGGUUCUAUUCCUGUUCUUCACACAGAAGAUGUCACAAGCUUUAGCAAUCCUCCGCCGCCAGUUGGAUCAGCUCAAGAUCCCGCAACAAGAACCUGUGGUAUUGCUCCGUCAUUCUGUACCAAGUCCCGGUACCGAUCGUUAGAUGGUACUUGUAACCACCUGGAAAACCCCGGUCUUGGUAUUCCACAGACGCCUUAUAAACGUCUAGUACCGUUUAAGUAUGGGGACGGUGUGAGUCAGUUCGCAAGAUCAGUCAAAGGCGGUCCUUUACCAAACGUUCGAGAAAUUAGUCUUGUUGCGUUUCCCGACAAGCCUUUGGUAGACCCUAAAUGGAAUCUGAAUGCCCAACAGUGGGGUCAAAUAAUAACCCAUGAUAUGUCGCUGACUGCUGGAGUUGCUCAAAGUCACAAAGAUCCGCUGGUUUGCUGUGAUGACAGCGGUCAACUAGCAGCAGAUGCGUACUCCAACCCUCAAUGUGCUCCCAUCAUAAUACCUCCUACUGACAGAGUGAAUGCUCCGCGAGGAACUCAAUGUAUGAACUUUGUGAGGACGGCAUCCACGAGGGAUAGAGGAUGUACCCCUCAGGAUACUCCUGCUCAACCGUUGUCUACAGUAACAGCGUAUAUGGAUUUAUCUCUAGUAUACGGCAACAGUGAGAGCCAGUUGCAACAAAUCCGUGCGUUCCAAGGAGGUCGCCUGAUCACAGUGCUGAGGAACGGUCGCGAAUGGCCGCCGCAAGACCAGAAUGUCACGCUGACUUGUGAAUCCGCACAGUCGCCCAACGAACCCUGCUAUCUGACAGGUGAUCCCCGAGUGAACCAGAAUCCUCAGUUAACAAUAUUACAAGUAAUCCUCCUUCGGGAACACAAUCGCAUAGCAGCUAAGCUCGCCGAAAUGAAUUCCUGGUGGAGCGAUGAGACAAUAUUCCAGGAGGCGAGGCGAAUCCAUAUAGCUGAAAUACAACAUAUCAAUUAUUAUGAGUAUCUUCCUAUCUUCCUUGGAGUUGAGAACAUGGUGAAGAACAGGUUGAUAUACCCUGGCGCACAAGGUUACAUUACUGACUACAAUCCUGAGGUGGAUCCGUCCGUUUUGGAUGAACACGCCACAGCCGCAUUCAGACACUUUCACACUCUUAUACGUGGUUUCUUAGAUUUAAUAACAGAAGAUCGAACUGUCGCUGGUUUUGCCCGAAUGAGCGAUUGGUUCAACCGGCCUUUGUUAAUUGAAGUUGAUAAUAUUUUUGACAAGUUGACUAGAGGAUUGACCACCCAGGCGCAGGGAUUCAGUGACCAAUUCUGGGAUAGUGAAAUAACACAAUUCCUCUUCAGACGUAACAAUACAUUUGGUGGUGAUCUUCGAGCGACAGACAUACAACGUGGGCGGGAUCAUGGUCUCGGAAGCUAUGUUGCCACAAGAGCAGCCUGUGGGUUACCCGUGCCGAAAACAUUCUAUGAAAUGACGGACUUUAUAGCUAAAGAGAACGUCGAUCUCCUCGCAACUUUAUACGAACACGUUGAAGACGUUGAUCUCGUUGUUGGCGGUUCCUUAGAAGUGAAUGUGAUCGGGGCUCAAGCUGGACCCACAUUCCUUUGUAUUCUGACCGAGCAGUUCUAUAGAACCAGAGUUGGGGAUAGAUACUUUUAUGAGACUGGUGAUCCAGAUAUAGCUUUCACUCCAAGUCAGCUGCAGUCAAUCCGACAUGGUGCGUCGAUGGCUCGGAUUUUAUGUGAUAAUGCCGAUAACAUACGCUAUAUGCAGCCUAGAGCCUUUGAACUUAUUUCUACUGGGAAUAGGCCCGUACUUUGUGAUCAGCUGCCCGCUAUCGAUUUGAAUUUAUGGCAAGACCACGGAGGAGCAUAUGUUUGAUGUUUUUAACUGUCAUAGUCCGGAGUCAACAGCACGCAUUCAAGGGGAUUGAACAUCACAAUGGAAUAUUGUAAAACUAAUUUUCUUGAACGAAAUAGCGUUAGUAAAACUGUCGAGAAUUAUAAUUAACUAGCAGGCCCGACACACGUUGUUCUUACAUAAUCGGACAUAAUAAAUAAAAUACUUUUUUUAUGAAUUUGUCAAUAAUAUUUCAUAACACCAAGAAUUAAUUCGUAAAAUAUGCGUAUAUAAGUUGUUAUAAUGAAAUUGUUUCUCAGCAGAACUGUCAAACCGUGCGUCAAUAAAUUCUCUCAUAGAAAAUAUGUCCAUACAAAACAAAAUAUUGGAUAUAAAAAUUAUUACGGGUCCCAAAUCGAAAUAAAUACUAUCCUAUCUCUCAAGUUGGACUAAACUGCACUCCAUGGAGUAAUCCCCAUUAAAAUCCGUUCAUUAGUUUAGGAGUCCAUCGCGGACAAACAACGUGUCACGUAAUUUGUAUAUAUUAAGAUUAAAACCGUAUUGUCUUACAAAUAAACUUGGUAUUAAGUUAUACCUGAUAAUAAACCAAUAAUAUGCAAAAUUUUCACUAUAUCGCUGACAACACUGUCAAUACAAUGAUAGUUCUGAAGUUUUCCGAAUGUCAGGUAACCUUGCAAAUAAACGCGGGAAACGUUAUACGACCGAAUAAACCAAUCAUAAACAAAAUGUCGAUUGUUGGUUUAUUCUCAGGUACUUAUAACUUUAUACCAAGUUUAUUUUUAAGGCCGAUAUACAUUGUUAGUAAAAAAAAAUUAUAAGAAGAGUAAAACUCUGGCCUGACAUUAGUUUUUUAUGUUUCGUGAUCUUUGACCCGAGCUUGCAUUGCCAACGCUGAAACCAACACGCGUGUCCAAUAGCUCGCACCUACAUAAAUGAUGUUGCAGAUGAGUGUGGGCGGCGGUGAUCACCUGUCGUUAGGUGACGCUUGUCCUCCAUUUCUAUAAAAAAUAUUAUCUUGGUGGUUAUAAUAGUAUCUAUCCAACUGCGGUAUUUCAAAUUGCGUGUAGUAGAGAUUUAAGAAAAAUAUUGCCAUCAGCCUCGAAGUGCUAUUUUAAGUAAAUUAAAGUCUUUUAAAUUUUAUUACUAUUUAUAAAGGAAUGGUUAAAUUGUAUAUUAACAGAUAGUUGGCGAUAGGAUAAAAUACAACAAUAUUUUAUAUAUUAUAAUACUACCCAUUACUAUGUUAUACCUACUUUUAUGUUAUUAUAGUUUAGUAUAUAAGAAUAAUAAAUUCUAUUUAUUUCCUAUCUACUCUUAAGGCUAUCCCAAGAAAUCGCCAAAAUAGCGAAAAAUUUAAACCAUGUUUCAACGCUUCAUAUGAAGCUUAUAUUCUGACAAAAAAUAAUUAUUUGUGUACAGAAUAUGAGAAGAAAAAUCAUUUUUUCUUUACAUUUCUAUCUUUAAUAGACAUUGCGAAAAAAAAUCACUGACCCAAAGUUAUGGGACAUGAAGGGAAAGUACCUUAAAUAUCGUAGUUGUCGUUUUUAUUAUGUUUGUCUUUUUUAGAAAAUCUUUGAAUGCAGAAUUACUAACUUUUAAAAAUAACAUAAAGUCUUCUUUCAGUAAAAUACCCUAUCUACGAUAUUUAAGGUACUUUCCCUUCAUGACCCAUUACUUUGGGACAGCCUGUAUAACUAUAUUCAACAUAAUUGUACAAAAAUAUAAUUUUAUUGGUAUUUAUCACUGUCGUUAUGUACAUUUUGUGUGUCUUCAUUAUUAUUGGCAGUUUGUUGUAUAAUUAGUUCGGUAUAUAAAUGUUGUAAAAUCUGAUAUAUUAUUAGAAAUUUACUGAAAGGAAUGCAUAAUUUAAAUGUCUUAAUAUAAAAUCUCUAUUGCUCUCUCUCUAUUUACGCCUCUGGGAUCUAUUGUUUAUACCUGAUCAUAUUCUUAAACAUGACACAUGACUAAAUCAGUAAUACAAGAUAAUAUACCAUGUAUUUGCACGUACAAAAAAAAGAUUAUUACUUUGAAAUUACAUAACGUGAUUUUAUAAAAUAAUUUCAAUAGCAAUAUUUGGGACUUAGCAGACUGUUUUUUGAGUUGUUCUGUAAUUAAUAAAUUGAAAUUGGAAUGAUAACAGUUUUUGGAUUAUUCAUCUUUAAUGUUGGUACACUUCCAUUAUGUCGAUUAUCGAUUACUUGCGUACAAAGUACACAUGUCAUAAGUGAAACCUGCUAUGAAAGACAUUACUAUCACCGCUACCAUAUUUUUGUUCUCCUGGUGUCUAUGUCAUCGUGCACAUGAUGUCAGAAUAUAUUAUGGAAUACUCGCGUCAUACACAAGACAAUCUCUUCUUCAACUAUGAUCGCCUGGUACCAAACCACUGUAUAAUGCUUCCUACGAGUAUCUCAUCUUCUUCCACGUUAAAUCUUAUUAAUUUAUGUGUCUCUCUCUUUUUACUGUCUCGCUUUUUCGUUUCAUCGACUUUUAAAUAACAACGAUGCUAAAUAAGUUUUCACUCCAUUAAGCUGUAGUUAUAAAAUAUUAAUAUACUCUGAAUUAGGCGCGAAAACGCUCGUUAGUGUCAUGGUUGCCGAUUACGUCAGCCUCAGAAAUUGAUGCUUGGGCGUAAUGUAACGACCAAAACUCCAAGAGACGCGGGGUUGGUAAUUGAGCCGUGACGUCAUUUGUUUCAGUUAAUAUGGCCGAUUCUUUUAUAUUUUUAUUUAAUCGAAUAUUACCUUCCUAAUAUCUAUAUUUAUAUUAAAACUGGGGCACUUUUUAGAAUUUUUCACAUUCUUUCACUACUGGGUCACUUUCAUCAUGUAUGAAUCAAAAUAUGAUAACUGUCAUUAUGUUCAUUGCAAAAUUUUAUAAUAUAUAUUGUUUAGUAUCAGUAGAAACAUUUUAUAUUUAGCUGUGAUUUAUUAAUACGACUAUAGUGUUAAAUUAUAAAUAAAUAAUUUCAAUACAA
Leptidea sinapis is the source of this 5152-nucleotide messenger RNA. RefSeq names its product peroxidase. Lineage: Eukaryota; Metazoa; Arthropoda; Insecta; Lepidoptera; Pieridae. The coding region runs from base 139 to 2199 and encodes 686 amino acids. Gene Ontology annotation, biological process: response to oxidative stress. Gene Ontology annotation, molecular function: heme binding; peroxidase activity. The transcript is spliced from 14 exons. The record is from RefSeq and is a predicted model, not a curated record.